Molecule: messenger RNA, 966 nt
Organism: Colletotrichum graminicola M1.001
Lineage: Eukaryota; Fungi; Ascomycota; Sordariomycetes; Glomerellales; Glomerellaceae
Product: bZIP transcription factor
Exons: 3
Coding region: 1-966 (321 amino acids)
Cellular component (GO): RNA polymerase II transcription regulator complex
Molecular function (GO): DNA-binding transcription activator activity, RNA polymerase II-specific; transcription cis-regulatory region binding
Source: RefSeq, a predicted model, not a curated record
AUGGAUUUCUCUCACCAGUACUUUGCGCAAACCCAGCCCUACCAGUUCAUGGGCAUCCCGCCGCUCACGCCAUCCCAUUCCAAUUCGGCGGGCUCGGACGAUUUCAACACGACAUCUCCACCGGACGUCUACGCCGAAUAUCCCAACGACCAACACUUCAGCGCCUUUGAUAACUAUUCUGCUGCCCAGUUCAACCCACAGCAGACUUCUUUCCCCGGCCCUCCUGGCCCCCCCACCCCUCCGAACCAUGGGCUGCCCGUCCAACAGCCCGUCCAGCCGACACAGCACAACGGAAUGAGUGCUCCUUCGAUGCAACAGAUCAAGGCCCAGCCCGACGUCAUCCUCCACAAGCAGGAACCUCUCGACGAUCAUUCCCGUCGGGGCCAGUCGAACUCGGACGAUGAAGACCUGACGCCCGCCCAGUCGAGGAGGAAGGCCCAAAACCGCGCUGCGCAACGCGCAUUCCGAGAACGCAAGGAGAGGCACGUCAAAGACCUGGAGGCGAAGCUUGCGAACCUCGAGGCGGAAGCACAGCAAAAGUCGACGGAAAACGAGCGGCUCAAGCGUGAAAUGCAAAAGAUCAGCACCGAGAACGAAAUCCUCCGCGCCACCUCCUCCUUGAACGGCCAUCACAGCAGCUCCUCCCCCGAGCCCCGGACAACGGGUCCCAUGCACUACAACCCCAAAGACUUCUACUCCGACCUCCUCGCUCCGCACAACAACAAGACGCCCAGCCAUCGGGUCGCCAUUUCGUCAGAUGGGGAGCGCUUGCUCGCCGCCGGCGCUACGUGGGACUUCAUCAUCAGCCACCCGCUGUUCAAGAGGGGGUUGGUGGAUGUGGGCGACGUGAGCGAGCGGCUGAAGAACCAAGCUCGAUGCGACGGUCAGGGCCCGGUCUUCUCCGAGCGCUCCAUCAUCGAGGCCAUCCAGAGCAGCGUCGCCAGCGGAAGCGACGAGCUGCUCUAG